AUGGAUAAAUCCUUCUUGGAUGUGGGCGGGGCGUAUGUUAACGAAUCUCCGAUACGCGAAAUGUUUUUACAUUCUUUUUUACCGUUUUCAUCGUCCGCGCUCGACAACGGUGACGAAAUACAUAUAUCCAUUCAGAAUCGCGAUGCGCAUACUUUACCGAGCGAUAGUUUUAUCUAUAUAGAGGGUAAAAUAACGAAGCCAGCCGGACUCUUAACUGAGAUAUCUAUCGCGCACAAUGGUUUAGCAAAUUUAUUUAACGAAAUGAAGUAUGAAAUAAACUCUACCGAGGUACAGCGGGUUAAAAAACCGGGAAUAACUAGUGCCAUGAAGGGUUAUUGUUCGUAUUCGCCCGCCGAUGCGAAUAUCCUGCAAAACGCUGCUUGGGAUAUCACUAACAAAAAUGCUAGUUUCUUGAAAGACAACACGUUCAGUGGUUGUAUUCCGUUAAAACACGUUUUUGGUUUUUGCGAAGACUACAAGCGAAUAUUGAUAAAUUGCAGCCAACAACUGAUAUUGAAUAGAUCGAUGUUGGACACGAGCGCGCUACAUUACACCAGCGUGGUGGGCGGGGACAUGGCUACCGAGUCGGUUAAGGCGUUGGUGGCAAAAGUCAAAGUUCAGCUAACGCGAGUGUUGUGGAAAGUUCCAGUGAUCAAAGUCGACGACCGGGAGCGGUUGAAGCUGAUGAAAAUCAUCGACAGCAAAAAAAUGAUAAAUUGUGCUUUUAGAAAUUGGGAGCUCUGCGAGUAUCCGAAUCUGCCGCAAACGAGUAAACACUCUUGGAUGGUUAAAACUUGCUCGCAGGUGGAAAAACCUAGGUGUUUAAUAAUCGCUUUUCUCACGAAUACGCCGGGAAGCGUGUCGGACGGUUACAGCGGCGAUUACGACGCGUGUUCGCUGACAAACGUUAAAGCGUAUAUCAAUUCAAUCGAAUAUCCGUAUGAAGAUUUCAACGAAAGUUUCGACAAAAACCUGUUUACGAUGUUCUAUCAAAAUUACGCCGACUUCCAGAAACAUUAUUACGAACGGGAUACCGCGCAGCCGUAUCUGCCGAGAGAAAAAUAUAAAGAGUUGGGACCAUUUAUCUGCAUAGAUUGUUCGCGACAGACCGACGAUGCCAAAAUUUCUAACGUCGAUCUCCGCCUCGAAAUAGAAGCAUCCAAUAAUUUUCCCGCUAACACGGCCGCCUACUGCCUGGUCAUUCACGAUCGCGUGAUGCAAUACAAUCCGUUUACCGGAGAAGUUCGGAAACUGUAA
This is a messenger RNA of Rhopalosiphum padi (bird cherry-oat aphid), 1257 nucleotides long. RefSeq lists its product as uncharacterized. Bases 1 to 1257 code for a protein of 418 amino acids. The record is from RefSeq and is a predicted model, not a curated record. NCBI's taxonomy places the organism in Eukaryota, Metazoa, Arthropoda, Insecta, Hemiptera, Aphididae. The transcript has a single exon.